GAUAAUAGUUCAUAAUGAUAUUGCUGAUAUGCGAUUGUUAAAGAAAAGAAUUACUCCUUUAUAAAUAAUAUUGAUAUGACUAUCAGCAACUGGCAUUCAAUUCUGUAACUACUUCAAAUUGUAACACAUCUCUUUUUAUAAUGUAUUCUUAUCAUAAAGAGAUGUUACUACGGAAAAUGUUGACGCUAACAAAUAUUUUAAAAGUGCAGCCAUACAAUUCACGAUGCGUGCCCACCAUAUCAAAAAGAGUUAUGUCUACAGAAUGGUCUAAUUAUUCGCCAAAAUUCAAGGCCUUUAAAGCUAAACAGGCGGCAAUGCAGUGUGACGAUGGAUUACCUGUUUAUCUGAAAGGAGGUACGUUCGAUAAAUUUCUACUGAAUUUAACGGUGGCACUCACGAUAUAUGGCCUCGGUAGUUCACUUCGGUUCCUCUACAGUUUGACAACCAAUUAAAAUAAAUUCCAUUAUUUACAAUUCAAUAUAACUAAUGUUACACGAAGUAAUUGUGUAAUCACCUAAAUGUUGGAUGAAUAAAACUUAUAAUCUUUGAA
Cephus cinctus (wheat stem sawfly) is the source of this 550-nucleotide messenger RNA. Its product is annotated as cytochrome c oxidase subunit 7A2, mitochondrial. The transcript has 3 exons. The record is from RefSeq and is a predicted model, not a curated record. NCBI's taxonomy places the organism in Eukaryota, Metazoa, Arthropoda, Insecta, Hymenoptera, Cephidae. Gene Ontology annotation, biological process: mitochondrial electron transport, cytochrome c to oxygen. Bases 141 to 452 code for a protein of 103 amino acids.